This is a messenger RNA of Oncorhynchus nerka (sockeye salmon), 6794 nucleotides long. RefSeq names its product TRAF3-interacting protein 1-like. The coding region runs from base 2371 to 3978 and encodes 535 amino acids. The record is from RefSeq and is a predicted model, not a curated record. Lineage: Eukaryota; Metazoa; Chordata; Actinopteri; Salmoniformes; Salmonidae. The transcript has 6 exons.
UUUGCAACCACUUAUUGUGGAAAAUGUGCAAUGUGGCAAUUUCAUGAAUUUGUCGAUAUUCUCACAUGCUUGCAUUUACAGACGUUAGCUAGCAAGGUAUAUGCCAGCCUGCUUUGAAAGUUACAUUACAAACUAGCUAGGUAGUUAACAUUUGCUAACGUUAGCUGGCUAACGCUUGCACAUUUCAGCUGACAUUCAGAACAAUAACGUACAAGCAAGCGAAGUUAUUAUAGAAGACAAAUGCAACUACAUACAGUUGAAGUCGGAAGUUAACAUUCGCCUUAGCCAAAUACAUUUAAACUGUGUUUUUCUCAAUUCCUGACAUUUAAGCCUCAUAAAAAAAAAUCCCCGUUUUAGGCCAGUUAGGAUCACCACUAUUUUAAGAAUGUGAAAUGUCAGAAUAAUAGUAGCGAGUAUGAUUUAUUUCAGCUUUUAUUUAUUUCAUCACAUUCCCAGUGGGUCAGAAGUUUACAUAUUACAAUUAGCAUUUGGUAGCAUUGCCUUUAAAUUGUUUAACUUGGGUCAAAUGUUAAUAAUUUUAGGUAGCCUUCCACAAGCUUCCCCCAAUAAGUUGGGUGAAUUUUAGCCCAUUCCUCCUGACAGCGCUGGUGUAACUGAGUCAGGUUUGUAGGCCUCCUUGCGCGCGUACGCGCUUUUUCAGUUCUGCCCACAAAUGGUCUAUAGGACUGAGAUCAGAGCUUUGUGAUGGCCACUCCAAUACCUUAACUUUGUUGUCCUUAAGCUAUUUUGCCACAACUUUGGAAGUAUGCUUGGGGUCAUUGUCCAUUUGGAAAACCUAUUUGCGACCAAGCUUUAACUUCCUGACUGAUGUCUGGAGAUGGUGCUUCAAUAUAUCCACAUCAUUUUCUUCCUCGUGAUGCAAUCUACUUUGUGAAGUGUACCACGCCCUCCUGCAGCAAAGCAACCUCACAACAUGAUGCUGCCACCCCCGUGCUUCACAGUUGGGAUGAUGUUCUUUGGCUUGCAAGCCUCUCCCUUUUUCCUCCAAACAGAAUGAUGGUGAUUAUGGCCAAACAGUUCUAUUUUUGUUUCAUCAGACCAGAGGACAUUUCUCCAAAAAGUACUUUCUUUGUCCCCAGGUGCAGUUGCAAACCGUAGUCUGGUGGUUUUGUAGCAGUGGCUUCUUCCUUGCUGAGCGGCCUUUCAGGUUAUGUCGAUAUAGGACUUGUUUUACUGUGGCUAUAUAUACUUUUGUACCAGUUUUCUCCAGCACCUUCACACGGUCCUUUGCUGCUGUUCUGGGAUUGAUUUGCACUUUUCGCACCAAAGUACGUUCAUCUCUAGGAGACAGGACGUGUCUCAUUCCUGAGCAGUAUGACGGCUGCGUGGUCCCUUGGUGUUUAUACUUGCGUACUAUUGUUUGUACAGAUGAACAUGGUGCUUUCAGGCGUUUGGAAAUUGCUCCCAAGGAUGAACCAGACUUGUGGAUGCCUACAAUUUCUUUUCUGAGGUCUUGGCUGAUUUCUUUAGAUUUUCCCAUGAUGUCAAGCAAACAGGCACUGAGUUUGAAGGUAGGCCUUGAAAUACAUCCACAGGUACACCUCUAAUUGACUCAAAUGAUGUCAAUUACCCUAUCAGAAGCUUCUAAAGCCAUGACAUAAUUUUCUGGAAUUUUCCAAGCUGUUUAAAGGCACAGUCAAUUUAGUGUAUGUAAACUUCUGACCCACUGGAAUUGUGAUACAGUGAAAUAAUCUGUCUGUAAACAAUUGUUGGAAAAAUGACUCGUCAUGCACAGAGUCGAUGUCCUAACAGACGUGCCAAAACUAUAGUUUAUUAACAAGAAAUUUGUGAGGUGGAUGAAAAACGAGUUUUAAUGACUCCAACCUAAGUUGAACCUGGAGUAUCAGCCCAGCUCAGGCACCUUGGCAGAAUGGAUCCAGAGAAGCACAGUCACCAGAGGGAGUAUAGAGAACCAAAGGCAUGCAGUCAGAGGGAGUAUGAAGAACCAGAGAGGUACAGUCGGCGGAGGGAGUACGGAGGACCGAGCUCGGGACAAUGGGACGAUAGCUUUGAGAAGAGAGGCAAUGGCCAAGCUAUGCCCCGAGAGCCCUACAGUGAAUACUCCAGCAUGAGGCGAACUAGAGAAGGUGGGAAGGAGUAUGGUGCUUCCUCUGCUAUGAGCUACAUCAUGUACCCAUCAUCCAGAGACUGGAGCAAAGGCUCAUUGAGGGUAGCAGUGGUCCCUUCUCCCCAGACACAGAUAGGGACAUUGAUGGAGAUCCUGUGGUGCUCAGUGUGGAGGACCUGGAACUCGCUCGUAAGAAGGAGGAGUUGAAGGUCAUAGAGGAAAAGAUAGCUCGCAAGAAAGCUGUUCUUGCUCUGCAAAAAGUUAAACGCAGAGCUAAGGACAUGCCUGAAACACAGGCUGCAUCCGCAACAGCGAAGGGCAUGUCUAAACAGAGGAAGGUAAACGAUACAACAUUCCAAAGAUACAGUAAUGUCGCGGACCAUUCGUCACGCAUAUGCCUACCUCUUAAACGGAGGGUGCUGGACAUUCUGAGUAAGCUCAGAAGAACACCGGUACGGUACCUACUGCAUAAGGAUACCCCUGCCAAGCUGAAGAAACAAAACAAGAUGCGAGCAUUGGAGCUGAUGAUUAGCGCUCCCCUAGAAAAUGAAGAGGCCCAUCCUCUGAGACUGAGAGUGAAGGGUUUAAUGAACCAACGACGCUCUCCCAACAAUGAGGUGGUCGCUAAUGAUAAACAACAUAAUCCAACCAUUCAGAGGCCAGUUCACUCACUCAGGACACAGGAGAAAGACAUAGCAGCCACAGGCUUCCAGCGCUUCCUCAAUGUCCUCAAUGAAGGUGUGGACCUCAACAAGCUCUCAAAGAUCGUCAACGACGAAAAUGAGCAACUCAUUGUGGGCGAGGAGCUACCACAAGUUUGGCCGACUCUGCUCGAGGGUCAUGUUGACUACAGCAGUAGGUCCAAGUCUUCUCCAUUUGAGGAGAAGAAGGUGAGGCUUGAGGAUGAGCAGCGGUACGAGCGGAUGCAGACCCUGCUGGAGAUUGUUGGGCUGGACUUGGGGGUUGAGGAGUUGGGUCGGCUGACAGACAGGACCAAUGAUAGGCUAUAUGGAAAGAUGGGAGACUUGAAAAGGGACAGAGCCAGAGAAGGGGAAAGUCCUGCGAGAGAGAGAUGCAGGCAAAGAUGCUCUAGUACCAGAGAAAAGGACAGAGUCAGAGAAAGAGACAGAUCUGAGAGAAACCGAAAGGGAGACGGGCACAGACACUCUAGUUCCAGAGAGAGAGACAAGGACACACCGGUAGUCAGAGAAACAAACAGAUCAGAAAGGAACAGAGAUAAAGACUGGGACAGAGACCCAGAGAAGGACUGGGACGGAGGCCGAGAGAGAGACCGGGACAGAUCUAGGAGAGACUGGGGCAGAUACAGAUCUGAGAGAGACGGGGACAGAGACCCAGAGAAAAGCAGAGACGGAGGCCGAGAGAAAGACCGGGACAGAUACAGAUCUGAGAGAGACAGAAAACGAGAGAUAGCCAAGGAUGUAGACAGGUGGCUGCAAAGGACCAGAAACGGAGACAAACGUUCUAGGACCAGAGACUGGGACAGAGAGAGAUCUGAGAGGGAUAGGUAUGGGGAUGAGUCCAGGGAAAGCUCCAUUGAGCUCUACUCAUACUCCAUGGACCCUGUAUUCCCUGUUUCUCAUCCCCAUGCAUCUAUGAUGGCUACCUACUCCACCACCCAGUACUCUCAGUAUAUGGCAUACCACAGCAGCCCCUACACCAUGGCCUUCCCUCCAGGGUGGGGUUAUCCCGCUGGUACCAUGCCCGCUGGUAUUAUGCCCCUGGUAUCAUGCCCCCUGGUACCAUGCUUCCUGGAAUCAUGCCAGCUGGUGCCAUGCUGCCUAGUAACAAGCCCCGCCAACCUAACCCCCCUGGGUAUCCACCCUACACCAACUUCCCCCCAUAUUACUCUAAUGGUACCACAGCCUUAAACCAGACAUACACAUACACCCAGCCUGCCAGCACUCGAGCAGUCUUAAGUCAGAGAUGCACAUACAUCCAACCCACUAGAAACCGCAGGAAAAAGACACAGAAGCAUGCCCGAGGGAAAGUGUCCUGUCAGAUGGUGACAAAGAAGUCCCCCACGGUUUUGACCACUCAGAUAGCGACAAAGAAGUCCCCCCCCGAACAAGGGUCCAAGAUUAAAGCAAAGGGGAGAAACAAUAUAUUCUUCACAGGUAUAUUCAUGAAGAGUUAUCACAGUCAUCUAAGGAAGUUCCAGUAUUAUUUGAAACGGCUUGCGAAGAGGAGGAAUAAGGUUCACCAGCGCAAAAGAAAGCGAUUGCUUGCAGAAGCAGCAGGGAAAGUGGCCCCUCAAUUCCCCUUUGAACCGGAGCCCAAGAAAGACGGGGAGAAACUACAUGCUGACACUUCUGAAGAAGUGGUUCCUCAGGAAGCUGCAAAUAAUUUGGAGACACCAUCUGAAACAGGGCCUAAGAAAGAACCAGAAGGCGAGAAACUACAUGCUGACACUGCUGAAGAAGUGGUCCCUCAGGAAGCUGCAAAGAAUGUGGAGACACCAUCUGAAACAGGGCCUAAGAAAGAACCAGAAGGUGAGAAACUACAUGCUGAUGCUGCAGAGAAAGUGGCUCCUCAGGUGACUGCAAUGGACACUGCGGCCCCCUCUGAAAUGGGCCCCAAGAAAAAAAAGUUGUAUCCAGGUAUCUUCAUGAAGAUUCUAAUGAGACGUCUAAAGAGGCAUCAGUGCAAGAUAAAAGGGAAGAAGAAGCAUUUUGCAAAAAGGAGGGAAAAGGCUUUCCAGUACAAAGGGAAGAGACCAUUGGUAGACACUAAGGAAAAAGUGCCUCUUCUAGAGGCUGCAAAGGACUCUGGGAACCCCUCUGAACCACCCCUCUGGCCCAAGAAAAAGAAAAAAAAGAAAACACUAGAGGAAAAAGGAGGUAUAUACUACCCAGGGAUAUUCAUAAGGGUACACAGAACCUAUUUGACAAGGGGGAAACUGGCAAAGGCAAAAGCAGCUGCUGAAGGCACUGAGGCCAUUUCUGAACCAGCACCCACGAUUGAAGGGGGGGGAGGAAUGACAGAAGGGGAGGAACUGCUUGCAGACACAUUAGAGAAAGGGGUUCCUCAAGUGGCUACAAAUGACUCUGGGCUUCCCCCUGAACCAGGGCCCAACAAAGAACCAGAAAGAGAGGAAGAAACUAUGUUAGAAGAGGAGAAACUGCUUGCAGAUCAUGUGGCGAAAGUGUCUGUAAAGGGCCCUCAGGUCCUCUUGGAACCAAAGGCUGAGAAAGACCGAGAAGGAGAGGACGAUGCAAUUAUAGAUGGUGAGAAACUGCUAGCAGACCCUUUGGAGAAAGUGGCUAUAACGGGCCCUGGCUUGCUCUCUGAACCAGAGGCUGAGAAGGAGACAAGGGGAGACAAGGGGAGAAACAACCAGUGGCAUGAGAAUUAAUGAAGCUUGAAGAGUUCAACCUGAAGAUGGGCACGCCUAACACAGCCUCAAAGGAUGGCUAACUGUUAUCUUCACUUGGCAUCAUGAGCUCAUCUCCCACUAGAAUAGAACCUGCUGCUGACCCAUCCAGACCCUAUGGACAUCAGUUGGCUUACAUUCUUACCUAUCAACCAUUUAAUAGAUUUGUAAUCACUAAAAAAUGAUUUGUUAAAGUUUAGCCUCAUCCUUAAAUGCUUCGUAUUGAAUUUAUUUUCAGUGUAAUUUAUUGAUAUUUUGUGUGGGGUAUGGGUAGGGUCUAGCACAUUCAUAUAUGCUAAGUACCUUUAGCGCCUAUUGAUGAUAGUAUCUUCUGGCCGGGGGAGUUUAAUUAAGAGCCCCGACCCUUGCACUAAACGUUAACACGCAUCGCUUGCGGCCUGAUUUUGGAACUUAAGGAACUAUCUUUCAUAUCAGCGUUGGACAAAAAUGCACAUUUAUUGGGUUAGGGUUCCCACACAGCCAUAUUUCCAUGUUACAGUGCUUGUUUACAGAAAACGGAUGGAAGACUGAGUCGACUACCUUUGCUAAUUACCGAUCUGCAUCUCCAAAACCCUGUGUGUAAACGGAAGAUGGACGCCACAAACUCGUUGUCACUGAAAGAUACUGUCGGCUGCAACUGUUAAAACCGGUUUUAUAAACUGGGUGGUUUGAGGCCUGAAUUCUGAUUGGCUGAAAGCCAUGGUAUAUCAGACCAUAUACCAUGGGUAUGACUAAACAUUUAGUUUUACUGCUCUAAUUACAUUGGUAACCAGUUUAUAAUAGCAAUAAGGCUCCUCUGGGGUUUGUGAUGUAGGGCCAAUAUACCACGGCUAAGGGCUGUGUCCAGGCACUCCGUGUUGCGUCGUGCUUAAGAACAGUCCUUAGCCCUGGUAUAUUGGCCAUAUACCACAACUCCUCGGGCCUUAUUGCUUAAAUAACAGAGUAAGUGUACAUUUUGCAUAUGAAAGUAGAUGGCUUGAUGUUUCUAGAACCGUACUGCAAUUAGAUGGAGUAUUUGGCUGCCAGAGACAAUUUACCUGUUCUAAACCAAAUAAGGGUGUGGAGUUUAUUUGGUCUGGUCAUGUGGUCAAGAGAAAUUCCUGGCCCUAGAUAUAGUACAUGUGUAUCAAUCCGAUGAAAAUGCUAUUGACGGCAUUAUGUUUGUAAGUUGUAAAUGUAAAUGUAAAUGUCAUGCCUGAUAGCUAAAAGUAAGAACUGCCCAUGUUUCAUUCCCCAGUGCAGUCAGCCCUCCUAUUUCUAUAGAUCUUUCACUUUGUAAAUAUGUAAUUGAAUAAAAUAUUCGGUCUAUUGUAA